ACUGUUGUUGCUAUUCUCACUUUUAUGAAAAACUUUUAUGAAGUAUUUUAUUCUGUUAGGCUGAUGCCUUUAUAUCUUUCAUGUAUUUUUGUAUGAGGUGAUUUACAUUGUUAACAUUUUUUUUUGGUAUUUUUAUUAUUUAUCACAAUGGCUUUGCUUCCGAAAACCAGUGAACUUGAAUUUCAACAGAAGGUUCUUCAUCAAAAAAGAAUUGAGAAACCUUACCGACUCACACCGUACAUUGUAACUAUUUGUGAAGGAACAAUCUCAGAAAUCGACAUCCGAAACUUUUUGGAGGCCGGCCUUCGGAUAGUAAGAUUCAAAAUGACCCAUAUUGCUAGAAAAGAUAAGGUGGUACUGCUCUCAAAUCUAAGAAAAGCUAUUACAUGGUGCUGCGACAAAUACGAACAGUCUACUUGGCCAGUUGCUGUGUCCAUUGAUUUGCCGAAUGCCUGUAUAAGAACUGGAUAUUUGAAAGAUGAAAUAAACAAAAACAGAAUAUUCUUAGAAGAAGGUAAAAUAAUUGAAGUUACAGCCGAAGUUAAAUACUGGAACCAGUGUGAUGAAAAAAGAAUGUUUAUUGACGACCCAUUCACCCUUGAAACGGUCAAACCUAACACCGAAAUAAGCAUCAAUUUUGGUGCAAUUACAAUGAUUUGCACUGAAGUUAUAAACCCGAUAAGUAUUAAAUGUAAAAUAGUCUCCGGUGGAUACCUAUCACACGCACAAUUUGUAUGUAUAAGAGGAACCAGACUUUUAAGACCAACGUUAUCAAGAUUGGAUAAGCAACUGCUCGCAUUUGUUAAAGAAUAUGAGCUAGAUGUAAUCACAGUUCAUUCUAUUCGUACAGCGAAAACUUUAGGGAAAGUGCGUGCCUUUUUUAAAGGCUGUCAUAUGCCAAUGAUCAUAAGCACAAUAUGUGAGCAAGAAGGACUAGAUAACUUAGAUGAAAUUAUUGCUGCAUCAGAUGGAAUCAUACUAGCAAGAGAAUUUCUGGCCGAGUUUUUGGUAAAACCAAAUCAGUUGAUAUCUAUACAAAUGUACAUUAGUGCAAAGUGUAAACAACAAGGAAAACCAUUUUACUUGUCUGGCAAUGUAUUGGAAGAUCAUUUACAAUUGGGCAUUAUAUCGUGUAGAGAACUUAAUGACGUCACAAAUGCAGUAAUGCAAGGAGCCGGGUUUGUACUCAAGAGCUACGCUGAUGCCACCAGCCUUUUGGAUUCUAUGAACCAUUUGAACUCGGUUUGCAAACUGGUUGAAACUAUGACUCAGCAAGACGAGAUGAGUUUCUGGAGGCUAUGCUUAGAUUUACCACCACCAGUGACAGCAGUCGACGCCAGCAUCCUAGCGUGCGCGAUAACAGCGAGACAGUCAGGGUCAGUAGCAGUGGUGGUCUUGACAGUGACUGGCAAGACGGCUGUGCAGCUGGCCAGGUUGUCGCCAGACGCUAUCAUAUUGAGUGUCAGCGCCGACCCCAGGGUGUCCAGGCAACUCCAGCUGUACCGGGGCAUCAUACCUAUCACUUAUGACCAAAAAUCAGUGAAAGACUGGUACGGCAAUAUAAACGCUCGUGUCGAGUUCGCCGUCUCCUACGGCUUGACGCACGACCUUCUGAAGUACAGUCAGAUGUACGUCGUGCUGCGGAAAGGCAGCCCUUCUAGUGCCUACUGCGACCAUGUCAGCCUGUGGAAGGUGGUCGUCGAAGAAACCAAAAAGAAAGGACUUGAUUGCCCUGAACAUGCGUCAGAUCCUGUCCGCCAUUAUCACAGUCGUCUUAGAAAAAAAUAACGGAUGUUUGAGUUUCUAUUUCUUGAGGGAAGUAAAAAAGAGACACCCAAGCAUCAAUCAUGGGACCAAAAGCAGAUAUGA
This is a messenger RNA of Ostrinia nubilalis (European corn borer), 1869 nucleotides long. Its product is annotated as pyruvate kinase-like. Bases 148 to 1788 code for a protein of 546 amino acids. NCBI's taxonomy places the organism in Eukaryota, Metazoa, Arthropoda, Insecta, Lepidoptera, Crambidae. The record is from RefSeq and is a predicted model, not a curated record. The transcript is spliced from 11 exons. Gene Ontology annotation, molecular function: magnesium ion binding; pyruvate kinase activity; potassium ion binding. Gene Ontology annotation, biological process: glycolytic process. Gene Ontology annotation, cellular component: cytoplasm.